Messenger RNA from Durusdinium trenchii, 720 nucleotides. Lineage: Eukaryota; Dinophyceae; Suessiales; Symbiodiniaceae. The record is from the annotation of a GenBank genome assembly.
AUGCGAUGGCACGAUCGGGAGUUGAUUGGCGAUCGAGUGAGGAAGGAGGUGGAACAGGAGCUCGGGAGAGGCCCUGUGGUCUACCAGCUGGUGGGGCAAGAUUCCUUUGAGAAGGCGAUUCAUCACGGCCAGUCAGCUGCAAAGGGCAAGGGCAAAGGUCGAAAAGGGAUUUUCUCGACGAGUACGCACUUCCUGGUUUUCCCUCGAGCAGGGGCUGCCCCUGACGUGCAGGUGCCUCACCAAAUGAAGCGACGUGUGACAGUGGUCAAGGACUAUGCUGACCCGCAGCCCUUGUCCUCUACCAGCAUCCGUGCCCUGGCCGAGUCCUCUUCCUUGCAAGACAAAGUCCAUCCUAAGCUUCUAGACCAAGUGCUGGACACCUACACGCGCCGGAGGCGCUUCCUUCUGCUCCUCCUGGGCCCUCCUGGUUCUGGGAAGACUUCUUUGGGGCGCGAGUUGGAAGCUGCCUGCGGUUUCUACCACAUCUCUGGAGGAGAUGUCUAUAGAGCUGCUCAAAGCCGUGCCUCAGAGGGGUACAAGAGUGAACAUCGCAAACAGAUUGUGGCCAAGGUGAUGGCCGCCAUUGUGCGAGCCACCCGGCUGCUGGGCGAUGCGCCGGCGGCCAGAGGUGUCCUUCGACGGCUUCCUUCCCGAGGAUUUGCCGGACUUUCAGGCGAAGGUGGGAGUCCCUGGCCUGAUCAUCAAGCUCAGUUGCUCUGA